GGCCGAUGCAAUAAAUUUUGUGCAGACCAAAGGUCCAAUCUAGUAGCAACGAAUAUCAAAGUCCACUUCAACCCUGGGGUCCAUUUGGUCCCUCAUUUGGCGCUGGUGACCGUAUGUAUUGAGCCGUUACACCGAGGACUGGGGACUGGAUUGCUGGCGCACGCUCGCGCACGUUGAACACAUCUGGGAUCUGGGGGGAUUAGGAAAGAGAUGAGACUGGGUUUAGAAAGAGGGCAGGGAUUACAGAGACAGCAGCUAAGUCAUGCAAUGCAGUCUCUUCCUCCUCUCCCCGGGCCUGCAAACGGGACUCUGGUGGUAAGCCCAAGUCGUCGUCCCCAACAGCAACAGAAUCUAUUGUUUCCCUGCUACCCUGGGGCGGCCAGUAGGGUGAGGAGUAGUAAGCGGCUGCAUGUCGGUGGCAAUAACAACAACAGUAAUAGUUUACACAAUGGUUUACCGGAACUCACCGCUUCUCCCUGCGUCGCGUACCGAACGUCUCGUCUCGUCUCAGCCGACGCGGCGGCGGGUUCGGGUUCGGGUUCGGCGUCCGGCGAGCUCCAAGAGAAGCGCGUGGGAUCAGCAGAGGCCGCGGCGCUGCUGCUGCCGGAUGGGCUGUCUCCGGAGGCGCUUCCUAGGCACGUGGCUGUGAUCAUGGACGGCAACGCGCGGUGGGCGCGCGCCAGGGGGCUUCCCGUGUCGGCAGGCCACGAGGCGGGCUAUCGCUCCCUCAAGCAGAUGGUCAAGCUCUCCCGCCGUUGGGGCAUCCGAGUGCUCACCGUCUUCGCCUUCUCUUCCGAGAAUUGGCUCCGCCCCAAGGCAGAGGUGGAUUUUCUCAUGAUGCUUUUCGAGGGCGUCCUCAGGGAGAAUAUUGGGGAUUUCUUGAGGGAGGGUAUUCGCAUUUGUGUAAUUGGUGACUCCUCAAAGCUCCCAAAUUCUCUACAAAAGUUGGCCAGAGAGGUAGAGGAGGCAACAAGAAACAACUCACAACUUGACUUAAUUGUGGCUGUUAGCUACAGCGGACGAAGGGACAUAGUGCGAGCAUGUCAAAGGAUUGCUGACAAGGUAAAAAAUAAGUUGGUUGACCCAGAAGACAUUACAGAAUUGUUAUUUGCACAAGAGCUAGAAACAAACUGCACUACUGAUUAUCCGUACCCAGAUUUACUUAUAAGAACUAGUGGUGAGCUGAGGUUGAGCAACUUCUUAUUAUGGCAGUCAGCAUACACAGAGCUUUUUUUUACAAGGACACAGUGGCCUGACUUUGGGGAGAUUGACUAUCUUGAGGCUUUAUGCUCUUUCCAGAACAGGGAGAGGCGGUUUGGUCAACGAGAUGUGUGAGAUUAUGCAUAAUGAUUUUUCGAUAUCAACAUUUUUUGCUCCUAUUUUGAUCAAAUGCAAGCUAUUGGAUAGCUAUACAUAUGGGUCUUGUGAUGUUGAAGGCAUAUUCUCUUCUUAUCUAUUUAAUAGUUGGGUUGUAUAAAAAUUAUAGAUCCACAUAGCUAGGAGGCGUUGAUGUGGCAAAUUCUGCCAGUAUAUGAUAGAUAAUCAAAGUUGGGAAAUAAUUUUGAAGUAUCAAUUGUUCAGAACAAUUAUUAAGGAGCAGAUGCGCAUUUGUUGGUGUGAUUUUGGUGUCUUCUCAAGGCUGGUGGCUCCGUAAAAUUUGUUAAUGCGAUUCGCUACUCUGAUCCAACCUGUCACCCCAACAUCUAACUUGGUUUGAGUUUUGCUUGUUCAUGGAGACCUGUAUUGAUGCGAUAUCUGAGCAUCAAGCAUGGAAAGGUUCUUCGAAGAAUCCUCUCUGCUCAACUUUGAAUUCAUCUAACUGGUAAAUAAUUUUGGUUUUGAAGGUCUUGGGGUGGUUGUGGCAGUAGUGGAGAAAUUGGUUCGACAUUCGUCUUUGAGAACAUGUUUGUCAAUGAUACACAUCAAUUAUUGUAUAGAAGUUUUGCUUGUUCAAAUAGUGAAUAUUGUUGCUCAAAACUAAUAUUGAAA
Ananas comosus (pineapple) is the source of this 1989-nucleotide messenger RNA. RefSeq names its product dehydrodolichyl diphosphate synthase 2-like. Lineage: Eukaryota; Viridiplantae; Streptophyta; Magnoliopsida; Poales; Bromeliaceae. The transcript has 4 exons. Gene Ontology annotation, biological process: polyprenol biosynthetic process. The record is from RefSeq and is a predicted model, not a curated record. The coding region runs from base 211 to 1335 and encodes 374 amino acids.